Molecule: messenger RNA, 1850 nt
Organism: Rhodamnia argentea
Lineage: Eukaryota; Viridiplantae; Streptophyta; Magnoliopsida; Myrtales; Myrtaceae
Product: disease resistance protein Roq1-like
Exons: 2
Coding region: 115-1314 (399 amino acids)
Molecular function (GO): protein binding
Source: RefSeq, a predicted model, not a curated record
UAUGAUGAUGUUCUUGAUGUUCUAUCAUGCAACAUGGUAAGACUUGCAAGCACAAUCAAAUCUAUGCUUCUUAUCUUUGACUAUAAUUAAUGAAUAUGCAUAACCUAAAUAUUCAUGUAUAUACAGAGAGAUUGUGCUGUCAAAGCCAUAGUGUUGGAGUUACCUAAGCGGACAGAGAUAUGUAUUGGUCCCGAUGCUUUUACUAAACCGAGAAAGUUGAAAUUGCUUAUCUUGCGCAAUGUUUCUUUCCAAGGUCCUGUAUGUCUUCCUAAUCAGCUAAGAUAUUUGGAAUGGGCUGGAUGCAUUCCCUGGAUUCCAGAAUUUUCCUCUGGUCCAAAUAAAUUAGUGGUACUUGAUGUCAGCGGAGGCAGAAUGCUGGGAGAGCCAAAACAAUUUGAGUUUUCGCAGGGCUUCCAAAACUUGAAGUACAUCAGUUUCUAUGAAUGCGGCUUGCUGGUUUGUACACCCAACUUGUCCUGUACUCCAAAUCUGAUGGAGUUGGAGAUCCAGUCUUGCGACAACUUGGAAGUAGUACAUGAGUCGAUUGCAAAUCAUGACAAGUUACAGGUGGUGGAUAUAAAUGAUUGCCCUAAACUUCAUUAUUUUCCAAUUCUCCAUUCAAAAACUCUCCAAGCUCUCCGUAUUGAAGAAUGCGAAUAUUUUGAAAGGUUCCCGGAUAUUCCACAUGAACUCGAAGGCCUAAAAGAGCUUUGUUUUAGAUAUACUGCAAUCGAAGAAGUUCCUACAUCAAUAGAAUAUCUUGUCUCUUUGAGGAGAAUGUGCUUAGGUGGUUGCGACAGGCUGAUAAGCCUUUCGUCUAGCAUUUACAAGUUACAAAACUUAGAAGAAUUGGAACUUAACGAGUGCAAAAAGCUAACCACCUUCCCCAAGUACGAUUAUUCAGCUGAUUCAGGCAUGAAGACCGGACUUCCAAAAUUACGCAAAUUAGACUUUAGGUAUUGUAGUCUAUUCGAAGUCGAGUUUCUUGAGAAUCUUUUCUGUGUUCCCCUUUUAGAAAGUUUAGAGCUGCAUGGGAACGAAAUUACCAGCCUUCCUACGUCCAUCCACAAGCGUGAUCAUUUGUCCACAUUGAUAGUUUCAUGGUGCGAUGGAUUACGAGAGAUUCCGAAGCUUCCACCAUAUGUUAUUUUGUUUGACGCGCAAAAUCACCAUUCUCUGAAGAAUACUGAUCAUUUGACUUCAUUGAAUGAUUUUGUCUGUAGAGGGUUGGCCAUGGCUGAUAUUUCCUCGCAGGUUAGACUCUCUCUCUCUCUCUCUCUCUCUCUCUCAUCAUUGUGGAGUUGGAAAACUUAAGAAAAUGCAACAUCGAAGGCUUAAGGAAAAUCAAACAAAUAUUAGGGGAUUCUGCACUCAUAAUGCAUGUAACGGAGGUGUCUACUGUAGUACUUUUAUGGGAAUAAUUUAUAUCGCAUGAGACUUGUAUAUGAAUUCAAGUGAGAAUCAUUGGAUCUCUACUGAUUUAUAGAGCUGUAGUAGGAAGUGGAAUUCACUACUAUUACUUACUAAACUCAAAUUGAAUUCUUCUAUUCGGAUACAAAUAACAAAUUUGGGUGCUUUCUAAUAGUCUACCUUUAUAACAGGAGAGGCCCGAGUGCUCUAUUAUUAUUCCCGGAUGCCGGAUGCCAGAGUGGAUCCUCCCCGUUGAAGGGGAUUCAAUAUCUUUUAUGGCUUCAGAGGAUUUGUAUCAUAAGUUUCUUGGAUUAAGUCUCUGUAUUGUUGUUCAUGGAUAUAGACAGGGGCCCAAUCUCUUGGAGAUUGAAAAACAUGUUAAUGGCCAAAGUCGGGGUUCCCAACGACAGGGUUUGUUGUCUAAUGGAAUAGAUCAUGUU